Solanum pennellii is the source of this 1436-nucleotide messenger RNA. Its product is annotated as U3 small nucleolar ribonucleoprotein protein IMP4-like. Gene Ontology annotation, molecular function: snoRNA binding; rRNA primary transcript binding. Gene Ontology annotation, biological process: rRNA processing. The transcript has 9 exons. Bases 104 to 985 code for a protein of 293 amino acids. NCBI's taxonomy places the organism in Eukaryota, Viridiplantae, Streptophyta, Magnoliopsida, Solanales, Solanaceae. Gene Ontology annotation, cellular component: small-subunit processome; Mpp10 complex; nucleolus. The record is from RefSeq and is a predicted model, not a curated record.
UUCAUCUCACAAAACCCUCUCUUCUUUCUUCUUCUUCCCCAAAAUUCUCUUAAACCCUAAAACCAUAAAACACCUUGAAAACGACGACGUUUGUGAAGCCACCAUGCAUAGAAGGAACAUUCGAUUGCGAAGAGAGUACCUAUACAGGAAAAGCUUAGAAGGGAAGGAGCGUUUGCUAUAUGAGAAGAAACGCAAAAUCAGAGAAGCUUUAGAAGAGGGAAAACCGAUUCCAACUGAGCUCAGGAACGAAGAAGCUGCUCUCCGAAAAGAAAUUGACCUUGAAGAUGAAAUUACUGCUGUACCUCGAUCAACUAUUGAUGAUGAAUAUGCUAAUGCACCUGAAAAAGAUCCCAAAAUUUUGCUUACCACUUCAAGAAAUCCUAGUGCUCCUCUUACUCAGUUUGUCAAGGAGUUGAAAAUUGUGUUCCCUAAUGCUCAGCGGAUGAAUCGUGGUGGUCAGGUGAUAUCAGAAAUAAUUGAAACCUGCCGAUCUCAUGAUUUUACAGAUGUAAUUUUGGUCCAUGAGAAUCGUGGUGUGCCUGAUGGUAUUGUCAUUAGUCAUCUGCCUUUUGGUCCAACUGCUUACUUUGGAUUGCUCAAUGUGGUGACUAGACAUGAUAUUAAGGACAAGAAAUCUAUGGGAACGAUGUCUGAGGCGUAUCCACAUUUGAUUUUUGACAAAUUUUCAACUAAGCUUGGUGAGAGGACAGUAAACAUCCUAAAGCAUUUGUUUCCUGUGCCCAAGCCUGAUACAAAACGUAUCCUCACAUUUGCUAACCAGUCGGACUACAUCUCAUUCAGACAUCACGUCUAUGAAAAGCAUGGAGGUCCAAAAUCAAUUGAGCUGAAAGAGGUUGGCCCUCGAUUUGAACUACGCCUUUACCAGAUCAAAUUAGGAACGAUGGAUCAAGACGAAGCUCAAAUCGAAUGGGUUAUAAAGCCUUACAUGAACACAUCUAAAAAAAGAACCCUUCUAGGGGACUGAUCAACAUGCUACAGAAUAUGAACUUUGAAGCCUCUGACUCUGCCCAUUUGCACCAACAGAAGUCGAUCGUUGCUGGUAAGUCAUCUAUUCGAUCGUUCAAAUGCAGACGUUUGUUCCAGAGAGAUACUGUAAAAUCUCUCUGUAGGAAAAGGAAGAGAUUCGACAGCUAUUGGUUUCACGACAUAUGACACAACCAAGCCUUGACUUCUCAUAAAUGAUUCGACAAAUUUUUUUUAGUGUUGGCUCUAACUCAAUUUUAUGUGCAAAAGAAUGCUCCCUCCGUCUAGUUUGACUCGGCACGGAGUUUAAGAAAGAAAGGGAACUUUUAAAACUUGUGGUUCAAAAUGAAUGAUAGAAAUUUGUGUGUCUGUAAAUCAUUUCAUUAAGGAUAAAAUAGACAUUUUAUAGCUAAAUUUUAACUUAAUAUAGAAAUGUGUCAUUUUGUUUGGAA